This is a messenger RNA of Colletotrichum lupini, 342 nucleotides long. RefSeq lists its product as uncharacterized. The record is from RefSeq and is a predicted model, not a curated record. The transcript is spliced from 3 exons. Bases 1 to 342 code for a protein of 113 amino acids. NCBI's taxonomy places the organism in Eukaryota, Fungi, Ascomycota, Sordariomycetes, Glomerellales, Glomerellaceae.
AUGAGAACAAAGACAAAUGUACGGUAUGCUGCCGUCUCAUUUGUUCUGUCACUUCUCCCAUAUACUACUUGCUAUAUAUUUAUUCGCCUUUCUAUUUGGGAGCUACUCGUCAUCCUCUGUAUUGAGUCUCAACCAAAGUUCCAUAGUCUUCUCAAGUCUCAUCUUGACUUGACUUGUAGCAUCGAUGUGUCUCAGCAGUACUUGAUCACCGCGAGCACAACACUUUGCAAGCUGGGGUCAUACACCACAGCCACGGCAACCCAAUAUGAAUGCACUAAUCAGACGAUGCUCGGUGCCUCGAUAUCUCACGGGCCUAGAAGACAGGCCUUGAACGACGGCUAA